Caenorhabditis angaria is the source of this 5226-nucleotide messenger RNA. The record is from the annotation of a GenBank genome assembly. NCBI's taxonomy places the organism in Eukaryota, Metazoa, Nematoda, Chromadorea, Rhabditida, Rhabditidae.
AUGUUGAAAAUUUUAGGUGAGUUGAGGAGAUUCACAGAUUUUUCAGUCAAAUCUGAAAUUAUUUGCAGUUUUCUUUCUAAUUCUCCAACCAAUAUUCGCGCAAAAACCCCUGAAUUCUUUGAAUUUCGAAAAAGAAGUUGGGAAAUCGCAAAGAAUUUGGUUGGUUGAAAUUGGAGCCGAAAGCAAAAGCGCGCUGAAAUCCGCCAAAAAUCUGGUUGGAUUGGUGGAAUUCGGUUUGGCUGAUGCGAAAUUGGCGGCGAAAUUUGGUGCAAAAAAUGGAGAUGUCUUGGUUUUCCUGGAUGAUAAGAAGAAGCCCAAGAAGGUCGAGGAAGCAGCGAAUUUGGAUGAAUUUGUUUUACGAGAAAUUGGCGAUUUGGUGAAAUUGCGAGCCGAAGGAAGUGAGUUUUUGGGUUCAAAAAAUGCGCAAUUUUUCGCUGAUUCUUCUGAUAUCCCAUAAGUCACAUUUGAAGGCUGUGAAGUUGCUGAAAAUCUGAAAAUUAGGCUGAAAACAAAUGAACGCGGGUUAAAGGCGCACAUGGGUCUCGUGGCGAGGAGACGAAACAUUUAGUGGGAAAGAUGAUUUUUACUUGUUUUUCGGUGGUUUCAGAGGGUUUUGGGGGUUAUUCGUAUAUUGAAAAGUGGAGGAGAAGAUUCUGCAUCUUUUGAAUAUAGAAUCCCUGGGAAAUUUUCAGAUUUUGGAUGAAAAAUGCUGAAAAUAAGGUUUCUCGUCAUUUUCAGCCUAUUUUUCUGAAAAUUGAAGUCAGGGUGAAAUUUAGUGCAUUCGAAACGAUAAUAGAAGGUUUUUCACAUAGCUUAGUACAAAUCUUGUUGGAAAAAUCUGAAAAUUUGGCUGAAAAUGAUGAAAAUAGGGUUUUUCGUCACGUUUAGUGAUAUUUUCAGCCUAUUUUUCUGAGGAUUGAAGCCAGGGUGAAAUUUAGUGCAUUCUAAACGAUAAUAGAAGGCUUUUCACAUCGUUUAGUACAAAUCUUGUUGGAAAAAUCUGAAAAUUUGGCUGAAAAUGGUGAAAAUAGGGGUUUUCGUCACGUUUAGUCACAUUUUCAGCCUAUUUUUCUGAAAUUUGAAGCCAGGAUGAAAUUUAGUGCAUUCGAAACGAUUCUAGAAGGCUUUUCACAUCGUUUAGACUAUAUUUGUUCAGGAAAUUUCUGAAAAUUUGGCUGAAAAUGCUGAAAAUAGGGGUUUUCGUCACUUUCAGUCACAUUUUCAGCCUAAAUUUCAGAAAUUUGAAGUCAGUGUGAAAUUUAGUGCAUUCGAAACGAUUUUAGAAGGCUUUUCACAUCGUUUAGACUAUAUUUGUUCGGGAAAUUCUGAAAAUUUGACUGAAAAUGAUGAAAAUCAGGUUUUUCGUCACGUUUAGUCAUAUUUUCAGCCUAUUUUUCUGAAAUUUGAAGCCAGGGUGAAAUUUAUUACAUUCUAAACGAUAAUAGAAGGCUUUUCACAUCGUUUAGUACAAACCUGGUUAAAAAUUUCUGUAAAUUUGGCUGAAAAUGGUGAAAAUCAGGUUUUUCGUCACGUUUAGUCACAUUUUCAGCCUAAAUUUCAGAAAUUUGAAGUCAGGGUGAAAUUUAUUACAUUCUAAACGAUAAUAGAAGGCUUUUCACAUCGUUUAGACUAUAUUUGUUCGGGAAAAUCUGAAAAUUUGGCUGAAAAUGACGAAAAUAGGGUUUUUCGUCACGUUUAGUCUCAUUUUCAGCUUAAAUUUCAGAGGAUUUAAGCUGGGAUGAAAUUUAGUGCAUUCGAAACGAUAAUAGAAGGCUUUUCACAUCGUUUAGUACAAACCUGGUUGAAAAUUUCUGAAAAUUUGGCUGAAAAUGGUGAAAAUAGGGGUGUUCGUCACGUUUAGUCACAUUUUCAGCCUAUUUUUUCUGAAAUUUGAAGUCAGGGUGAAAUUUAUUACAUUCUAAACGAUAAUAGAAGGCUUUUCACAUCGUUUAGUACAAACCUGGUUAAAAAUUUCUGGAAAUUUGGCUGGAAAUGAUGAAAAUAAGGUUUUUCGUCACGUUUAGUCACAUUUUCAGCCUAAAUUUCAGAAAUUUGAAGUCAGGGUGAAAUUUAUUACAUUCUAAACGAUAAUAGAAGGCUUUUCACAUCGUUUAGACUAUAUUUGUUCGGGAAAAUCUGAAAAUUUGGCUGAAAAUGACGAAAAUAGGGUUUUUCGUCACGUUUAGUCUCAUUUUCAGCUUAAAUUUCAGAGGAUUUAAGCUGGGAUGAAAUUUAGUGCAUUCGAAACGAUAAUAGAAGGCUUUUCACAUCGUUUAGUACAAACCUGGUUGAAAAUUUCUGAAAAUUUGGCUGAAAAUGGUGAAAAUAGGGGUGUUCGUCACGUUUAUUCACAUUUUCAGCCUAAAUUUCAGAAAUUUGAAGUCAGGGUGGAAUUUAGUACAUUCGAAACGAUAAUAGAAGGUUUUUCACAUCGUUUAGUACAAAUCUUGUUGGAAAAAUCUGAAAAUUUGGCUGAAAAUGGUGAAAAUAAUGAUUUUUCGUCCGUCACGUUUAGUCACAUUUUCAGCCUAUUUUUUGAAGUUUAGCAGCUGAAACAGAUUGAGAUAAGUAUGAAACAGUUCUAAUCGAUGAAUUACAUGGUAUAGUACAAAUUUGAUUGAGAUAAUCUGAAAAUUUGGCUGAAAAUGCUGAAAAUAGUGAUUUUUCGUCACGUUUAGUCACAUUUUCAGCCUAUUUUUCUGAAAUUUGAAGCCAGGGUGAAAUUUAGUGCAUUCGAAACGAUAAUAGAAGGCUAUUCACAUCGUUUAGUACAAAUUUUAUUAGAAAAAUCUGAAAAUUCGGCUGAAAAUGCUGAAAAUAAUGAUUUUUCGUCCGUUUUCCUACAAAAUUUAGAUUUUUUUUUGAAAAAUCGCAUCUCUUAGGUAUAAAAUUGAUGGGAAAACAUGGAGUUUCCAGAUUUUCCUCAUUUCAAACAAUUCUAAGGCACUUUUCACAUAGUUUAGUACAAAUCUUGUUGGAAAAAUCUGAAAAUUUGGCUGAAAAUUCGAAUUUUGCAGAAUCAGCCCCACCAAAAAUCCAAGCACCUCCCAAAAAAUGGCAAAUGCAAUACCUCAAAGACGCCGACUUCGAGAAAACCAUCUCCCCAUCGAAAUCCUCGCCAAAAAAGAUCUGGUUCGUCCUAUUUUUCGCUCCCUGGUGUGGACAUUGCAAGAAAUUCGAGCCGGAAUUCCGGAAAGCCGCCGAAAAAAUGGCGGGAAAAGUCGAAUUUGCGCAAGUGGAUUGCACACAAAAUCAAAAGACUUGCGGGCGUUUUGGAGUUCAGGGAUAUCCGACUGUCAAGUUUUUUGGAGUUGGCGGAACUUCGGAUUUUGAAGAUUAUAAUGGCGCGAGAGAUUGGCAAAGUGUUGUUGAAUAUACGACGGCGAAAUUUGAAAAAUUGUUGAGCAAAGUUGAGAUUCUUGAAGGGGUAGAUCAAAAUUUGGUGCAAAAUGCGUGUGGUGAAAAGGCACUUUGUGUUUUCUCGUUUUUGCCGCAUAUUUUGGAUUGUGAUUUGAAAUGUCGAAAGGAGUAUUUGGGAGUUAUUGAGAAGGUUUCCGAGGUUUUUAAGGGAAGAAAUUGGGCGUGAGUUUGGAAAAAAUGUGAAAAAUGGUGUUUUUGACCGAAAAUAGCUGAAAAUUUGCCAUUUUUUGAGCUAGAAUUCAUGAAAAUCCAAAUUUUUGGUCAAAAUUAGCUGAAAAUUUGGGAUUUUUCAUGAAAGCCUGAUUUUUUUACCUAAAAACCAUGAAAAAUCCCGUUUUUAGUCAAAGUUAGCUGAAAAUUCAUCGAAAAUCUCAUCGGUAACACGCGCUCCACCGAAAUAAACACGCAACGCAGACCGCGUCGCGCUACAACACAUUCAAAUUCCCUCCCUUUUUGUGUGUGUUGUGGUGCGGCGCGGCCUGCGUUGCGUGUUUAUUUCGGUGGAGCGCGUGGUACCGAUGAGAUUUUCGAUAAUAGCUGAAAAAUCCUAAAAUUUUGUGGUUUUUGACCUAGAAUUCAUGAAAAAUGUCAUUUUUGACCGAAAUUAGCUGAAAAUUCGGAAUUUUUCAUAAUGGGGCUAUUCAGCGAAAAAAAAAAUGUUUUCUCAACGGGAGAAAAGCGAAGAAAACCUAUUCAAGUCGGUUGAGAAAACAUAAAAAUCAAACACUUAAAACACACAAAUUGCGACGAGACCCAACGAAAAACAACAUGUUCCUUUGACCUUUUGCAUUACUGUAAAUUGGUCCCGUUGCGAUUUUCUACAGUAUCUUAAAGGAACAUGUUGUUUUUUCGUUGGGUCUCGUCGCAAUUUGUGUGUUUCAAGUGUUUGAUUUUUAUGUUUUCUCAACCGACUUGAAUAGGUUUUCUUCGCUUUUCUCCCGUUGAGAAAACAUUUUUUUCGCUGAAUAGCCCCAUAAAAGCUUCAUUUUUUCAGCUGAAAAUUCAUUGAAAACUGGUUAUUUUCGGCUAAAACCAUGGAAAAUCCCAUUUUUGGUUAAAAUUAGCUGAAAAUUCGGAAUUUUUCAUGAAAGCUUCAUUUUUUGACCUAGAAUCCAUUGAAAAUCCGAAUUUUCGCUCAAAAUUUAUGGUUUUAGCUGAAAAAUGAAGAAAAAUACAAAAUUUGAUCUGAAAUUUUUGCUAAAAAAAAAAAUCUUGAAAUUGUGCUGGAAAUUCAUGAAAAUCCGAUUUUGACUGGAAAUAUCUGAAAAAUCGAUUUCUAGACGAAUUUUUGGAUUUCUAGGCCAUUUUUUGGAUUUCUAGGUCAUUUUUUUGGGUUUCUAGGCCAUUUUUUUGGGUUUCUAGGCCAUUUUUUGGGUUUCCAGGCCAUUUUUCGAAGUUCUAUGCCAUUUUUUGGGUUUCUAGGCCAUUUUUUCCGGUUUCUAGGUCAUGUUUCGAGUUUCUAGGCCAUUUUUUUGGAUUUCUAGGCCAUAUUUUUCCAAAUUUUCCAAUUUUUUUUCCAGAUGGAUUUGGAACGAAGGCGGUGCUCAACCAAAACUCGAAUCAACCUUCGAAAUCGGUGGCUUCGGAUAUCCAGCUCUCGCAAUUUUCAGCCCAAAAAAAUUGCGAUUCUCAACAAUGCGUGGAAGUUUUUCGACUGAAUCAAUCAAGGAAUUUUUGACAUCAAUCGGAAGCGGAAAAUUGAAAGUCGAUGUUGUUGAUGAGAAAAAAUUGGAUGAAAAUGGUGGAUUUUUGAAAAUUGAAACGAUUCAAAAAUGGAAUGAAAAUGGAGGAAAAGAUGAGCUUUAA